CUCAGGUAGCAAUUAUAGGGUCCGGGCCAGCUCUCCCGCGCGAGCUGCCCUCCGUUGGGGGCUGCGAUAAAUGCACCUCGUCGCCCUCUAGCAAAACCGUUCAACUAUGAAUCUAGAGGCCAAAAGUGUGGAGCAGAAGCUCCAGGUGCUCACGCACCAGAACCAGCGCCUGGCGGUCCAGCUUGAGGAGAAGCGCAAGGCCAGCAAGGCGCUCGAGGACAAAGUCUCCGCGCUAGAGCAGAAGGAGUCAGAAUACCAGCAGACUCUACUCUGCACAGGGCGGCUAUGGAGCCAGUUCACGGACAGCAUCACGCACCUGUGCGCCAACAUGGCCGGCUUUGCCGAGCUACGGCCCCCGCCGGCCGCCGAAAAGGCGCCGUCGGUGCGCGACCCGUUCGUGCAGCGGCUCGUCUCGGACGCGCUGCAGGUCAAGCCGUUGCUGGACUCGCAGAAGCGCAUCGACGCCGAGCUGAGCGACGUGGAGCAGGCGCUGGUGGAGCGCUCGCGCACGGUCAAGGACGCGCUCGGCACCAUCCUGGACGCGGUGCGGUCCGUCCACGCGCGGCAGGACGAGCUGUCAGCGCAGCUGCGUAGCAGCGCAGCCGCGCCAGCGGCCGCUGCCGCCUCCGCCGACGCUAGCGCCUCAGCGGAGGCGCUGGCGAGCGAGAACGCGCGGCUCGGGAACGAGGCCUCGGCGCUUCGCCGAGAGCUGGACGGGCUCCGCGCAACCGCCUCCGCCGCCGCCGAAGAGCUGCGGCUGUCGGAGGGCCGCCGCGCCGAGGCGGAGGAGCGCAUCCGGCAGCUGCAGAACGAGCUGGCCGACACCGAGCAGGAGCUCAGCAACGUGCAGAAGAAGUACCUCACGAUAAAGAACAGCGCCGCCGCCGCCGCCGGCGUGGGCGUCGCGGGGGCGCCCGGCGGCGCCUCCGGCGCCGCGGCCGGCGCAGCAGGCCCCGGCGUGGGCGGCUCCACCGCCGCCGCAGGAGGCGAUGCCGCGGCCGGCGGCGGAGCCGCCGGCGGCGGCGGCGGCGCCGGGGGCGCCGCUGGCGGCGGCGCGGGGCCCAGCCGCCAGGGCAGCCUGCCCGGACCGCUGGCGUCGGCGCCGUCCACGAACGGGGCGCUGCCGGACCCGGACGUGAUGGAUGAGGUGGCGGAGCUGCAGGCGCUGCUGGCCAAGCGCAGUUCGGACCUGGAGAAGGAGAAGGAGGCGCACGCGCGCAGCCGGCGCGAGCUGGCGGAGGCGGCGGCGCGGGUGGGCGACGAGGCCUGGGUGCCCUCCACCCGCACCUACGCGCUUAUGCAGCAGCAGGCGGCUGCGCUGGGCGAGGCUCUGGCGGUGCGGUCGCGCGAGCUGGAGGCGCUGGCCCGCGAGCGCGACGAGGCCAUGCAGCAGGCGGAGGGCCGGGCCAGCCUGGCGGCGGCCGAGGCCGCCGCCCGCUCUAAGCUGACGGUCCUGGAGCGCUCCUUCCGCGAGCUGCAGUUCGGCAAGGCCGAGGCCGACCGCGCCCGGGCCGAGGCGGAGCGGGCGCUGCAGGCGGAGCGGGCUCGCGGCGGGUCGGUGAAGACGGUGUCGGAGCUGCAGGCGCUGGUGGGCAGCCUGCAGGCACAAGUGGCGGGGCUGCAGAAGCGGGACAAGCUGGAAAAGGCCUCGCAGGAGCGGCUGGACGCAUGCGCGAAGGAGGUGGUGGAGGCGGCAGCGGCGGCGGCCAAGAAGGACCGCGAGCUGCAGAGGGCCAAGGACAAGCUGCGCAAGCGGGAGAGCGAGGUGGAGGAGGCCCGCAAGCGGGAGGCGGCGCUCAAGGAGGCCAUCGCGGACCUGCGGGCGUUUGUAGACGUGACGACGGUGUACUGCAACGACCCGCGGGACGUGGUGGCGCUGCGGGCGGCGGAGCAGGUGCUCAAGUCGCAGGUGGCGGACCUCAAGCAGCAGCUGCAGGGGCACGCACUGCACGGGACCAUCCGCGAGCUGGCGGCUGCGGAGAAGGCGGCGCGCGCUGCGGCGGAGGGCGCGGCGGCGGAGGCGGACGAGGCGCGGCUGGCGGUGGCGGCGGCGCAGCGGCAGGCGGCGGAGGUGGCGGCGCAGUUGGCGCACAGCCGGAGCGAGAUCGAGCUGUACACGCAGGAAAUCGAGGCCAUGGCCUCCGCCUACGAGGAGCUGCAGGCCCAGAACGGGCGGCUGGUGGCGCUGCUGGCGGACAAGGACGAGGCCACAAACGCGGUGGUGGCGGAGCGGCUCAAGCUGUCCCAGGAGGUGCCGCAGCUAACGGAGGCCGCCGCCGCCGCGCGCGCCGAGGCGGAGCGGCUGCAGCGCGAGGUGGCGGAGGCGGCGGGGGUGCGCGAGGCGCUGGAGCGGGACCUGGCGCGACUGGCGGGCGAGCUGGCACAGGCCAAGGAGCAGCUGCGGGCGGGCACCCUCAAAAUCGAGGCGGCGUCACUAGAGGUGAAGCGGCGCGAGGACGCGCUGGCGGCGCUGCAGCAGCAGCUGGAGGGCGCGGCGCGGCAGGUGGACCUGAAGCGACAGGCGCUGGAGGAGGCGGACCAGAAGCAUGUCAAGGAGAAGAGCAAGCGACAGCGCGUGGAGGAGGAGGUCAAGUCGCUGCAGGGCAAGGUGGAGAAGCUGAAGAAGGCCGCCACGCCCUCGGGCGCAGCCAGAGAGCUGCAGGAGGAGGUGGACGCCAUGCGUCAGUUGCUCAACUGCAACGUGUGCCACGAGCGCCAGAAGAACCGCAUCAUCACCAAGUGCUGUCACGUGUUCUGUGACGUGUGCAUUGACCGCACCCUCACUGCGCGCAACCGCAAGUGCCCGGGCUGCGGCAUCGUGUUCGCCAAGGGUGACAUUAAAACCUUCUUCUUCACCUGAUUCAGCCACUGCUCAUUGUACGAUACGUGUUGGCGACCGGAGCGACGUGUGAAAAAGAAAAGGCAUUCUCUGAGUCGCAGACUGUUUCGCGUGUAUGCUGAUGAUGUGAUGGGCUCGGCUCUUCAAAUGGUUUGGCGAGGCUUGCUCUGUUACCGCCAGGGCUCUUUAUGCAGGGGUUGAGAAGCAGGAGCGGCGGAGCAUGUGCAGGGGGGGCGAUGACGGCGCUUGCCGCGCUUUGUCACGCGGCGCGUUGGCUGGCGGUAUGGGCGAGGGCUGCUGCGCGCAGCCGGGCUGAGGCAGUGCUGCUGUGAACUCUGGGGCCCGUACCGUAGUGCCGCGGCAGGAAAGCGGACAGUGUUAACGGACGAACGUGGCUGAGCAGUCGGCGACCGUGUUCAGUCCCUUGGGACUGGAACUGGACUGGGAGCACCACACGCCUCCUGUCCGGGCUGAACAGGGCGCCCCAAAACCGCACGCUUCAGGAUAUGAUUGCUGGUUCGCUUGCAUGGGGUGGUGAUGCGGUCAGGAUCCGGCUGGCAAUGCCGAUGGCCGGUGCAAGGCAGGCCCUCGUGUGAUGCACGGGCCAAUGUGUCCAUGACGUGUCAAUGGCGAGGUUUCAAGAGCCCCGUCGCGUUUGUUGCAGCUUGGUAACGUGAUGUGCCUACAAGUGGUGCAAUUGUGCAGUGUCAGCAGAAAGCUUGCCUGGGCCUUGGGGCUGGGGGCUGCGGUGCCGCGUGUACGGCAGACAGCGUUUGGCUUCGGCGCGGCACGCGCGCAAGGGGAGUGCGCCCGCUGUCGCGGCGAGGCUUACGUGCAUUUGGUAUAUGGCUGCUGGGUGCUGGCCGAUGGCUGCUGGGUGGCUGCUGGGCGCAGGGGUGCAACAGUUUGCCCGGGCCAGGACAUGCGCCUGGGAUGCCGUGCGUGCUAGGUGGAGGCAGGUUGUCGAUCGUUGUUACAGAUUGGUUGUGCGCAGAUCCAGUCCCGCAACGAGACUCAGGCAACUAGUGAGCCGUGGAGACCCGUCGCGUCUUGCCUGCCGGUAUCGCCUGCGGAUGUGCGGGAGGGAGGCAGGCUCUAGUCGAAGCGGGCAGUGUAGGAACUGCUGAGGGCCGACACUGCUGCAGAGUGCACUAGUACAGGCUAGACUUAGAGGGGGCCAUAAUGCGCUGAUGCAGUACCGGUGAUACCGUACACGGCGACGUUCGCUUGCGCGGCGCGCCAGGGGUGGUGGUGCUGGUGCUGCCUUGACGCGGGGUGUGCCUACCUGUGCCGAGCGCCUCUGGGCGUGAUGCUCGCCGCGACCGCGAUUCUUGCUUUGGUUGGUGCCAUGGAGAACAGCAGAAGGACUCAUGGCGGCGAUGGGAUGCAUCUAAUGCGGCAUCUGCAAAAGGAGCCGCCACACCGGGCCACACCAAUGCGACGAUGCUCUCUGGCUUUCAGAAGCGCUCGCGGUGUCCUUCGUAAAUGCCUCACAUGGCGUAAAGCGCGUACGGUGGAUCCUAGAUAGGCACCUGCCCGCUGCGCAACGUUGGUGUGUGUGUGUGCUUUGCAACAGCCGGGCACAACACAAGCGUACAUGCAGACAGUGGUGCGGAUGUGUACGAACGUGUGCUCGAGCAUGUAGACAGGGGCGCAGGCGUGUCCUUGCCUAGUUAGUAAGACGGACUAUAAGACUGCCAUGUGCGCGGGUGCCACGGAACUGCGUUGCGCUUUGGGGGGGAGGGGGGCCACGUUUGUGUCUGAUGAUGAUAAUGCGUUACAGGGUUGGAAGUGUGCAUUCCUGAACCUGUAACGACACUAACUGAGCCAGUGCGUGUCUGUGUGGCAUUGCAUUGACUGUGGAAUGGAUGGGUGGACGAAUGAAGCGCUUUAGUGACUUGCCUCAAGUGGCAAUCCUUCAGUUGGGCGAGCAACCUUGCCUGCUGAGUGUCUGUGUUACACGAGUGUGCGCAAGGGAAGAAACACGCAGCACUGUGUAGGCGACAAGUGCCUGUAAGUGUGUGUGUUGAAGGGACGGGCAGUGCUCAGGGUGUUAUCCCUGGGCGAAGGUGGCGGCAGACGGGUUACGUGGAACCAUUUACCCCAAUACCCGGAGACGAUGACAAGGCCGCGGUGUCUGUCGGGUGGAAGUAACACCGGACCGUGGCGGCGAGGACAGAAGUGCAGCACCAAUUGCGUUGUACAGUUCGCAGUUACCGGUAACGCAAGUGUCGUGCAUACUUCUGGUUGCGACCGCACUCGCGCGCGGGCCGUGUGUGAGCCUUGGGAUCCAACCGCAAUGCUUGGAUUCGGUAUCCCCAUUGGCAUGCCUUCCUUCAUUGCGCGUGGGCCGAACUGUGCUGGCAUUGCCUGCCUGAUGAUUCGCGCUUGCCGUGCGAUGGAUGGCGUGGUGCAGCCAAGGAUUAUGAAGUGCCUAUGGUAGGCAUUGCUGUUCGGUGGGGCUGUGACCAAAAGCGCCAUACCCCCAGUCCCCCGCCAAAUAUUUGCGCGUGAAACAGUCGUGUGACUAGCUUGUGGAGUAACGGGGCUGCCCUGGAAUCGUCUGAUGUCGCUGGGGGCACACUAGGACUGUAUGAGGACGUUCACAAGUGCUGUAACCGCGGUUACCUUGUGUGCUGCAGAACUCAAUCAACUGCUCAGGCACGCGCUAACUCUGGUGACGGCCUUGAGUCUUGUGAGCGGGAAAGCUUGAGUCCUGACGGGGCUUGAGGGAAGGGGGAUACUUGGGUUGAUGGCUUGCGCUGACAAGGUGUGUCGCCCGAAGUAUGAGCCCUUGGGUGUCCCUCAUCGUGGUGGUAGCGAAGAGGGAACGGCCAGCUACGCCCUUGUGUUGACCUGAAGGUGAAUAACGCGGUCACUACAUUGUCACGAUAAGGUAUG
Messenger RNA from Chlamydomonas reinhardtii, 5740 nucleotides. RefSeq lists its product as uncharacterized. Gene Ontology annotation, cellular component: HULC complex; nucleus. Bases 107 to 2860 code for a protein of 917 amino acids. Lineage: Eukaryota; Viridiplantae; Chlorophyta; Chlorophyceae; Chlamydomonadales; Chlamydomonadaceae. The transcript is spliced from 17 exons. The record is from RefSeq and is a predicted model, not a curated record. Gene Ontology annotation, molecular function: ubiquitin protein ligase activity.